GUAACAACCGUCAGUCGUCACUUUUUACUGUUUUUGUGACAAAUUAGCAGCUGAAUUUUUUUAUUUGCCUUUUCUGUUUUCAAUUUAAUUUCAAAAUUGUAAAAAGUGAGGAAAAGACACAAAAAUGAACCGAAAAUUAACGAUAUUGGUCGCUUUGCUGUCGAUCAGCUUCUGCGUGUUGGGCAGUGCAAUUAAAUCAACAAAGGAAAAAGUCUCUUAUGAAAACUACAAAGUGUACAAAAUCGUUCCCCAAAGCGACGAAGAUAUCGAAGUUCUGAGCGAAUUAGACAAAAAUGCUGAUUUCUACGGCUUGGAUUUCUUCCGACACGACAAAGUUCGAGGACAUCCAGCGGAAAUUAUGGUUGAACCGGAUUCGCAAAAGCCUUUUGAGGAAGUUUUGGAUAAGCAUCACAUCGAUUUUGAAGUUACGAUUGAAAAUUUGCAAAAAGCUUUGGAUGAGGAGGAACUCGAAAAUAACAAACCAACUUUUCGACGUACUUUGAACAAGAAAUCUGGUUCAUUGGACUUGACGAAAUAUUACAAGUACAACGAAAUGAUGGAUUGGAUCGUGGAUUUGGAAAAAAGAUAUCCAAAAACUGUUCAAGUUUACUCCGGCGGAAAGUCUUAUGAAGAUCGGGAUAUCCCAGUUGUCAUUAUUACGAACGGCGAUGGCAAUAUGAACAAAAAUACGAUCGUUGUUGAUGCUGGAAUUCAUGCUCGAGAAUGGAUUGCACCUGCAGAAGCUCUUUACAUGAUCAGUCAACUUGCUGAGAACGCAACUGCUCACGACGCCAUCCUCCGUACCCUCAAUUGGGUCAUUAUGCCAAUUGUCAACCCCGAUGGUUAUGCCCAUACUCAAACAGCUCGCAUGUGGCGUAAAACUCGCAAACCCUCAUCAAGUUCUUGCUUCGGCACCGACGCAAAUCGCAAUUUCGGCUUCGAAUGGGGCGGCGUUGGCGCAAGCAAAGACCCUUGCUCCGACACGUAUCGCGGCGAAAUGGCAUUUUCCGAAUACGAAGCGCAAACUGUUCGCAACGUUCUCCAAAAUUUCCAAUCUCAAGCGAAAUUCUACUUGACUUUGCACUCGUACGGCAAUUAUUUGUUGUAUCCAUGGGGUUACACGAGCGAUUUGCCCGAAAAUUGGAAGGAAAUUGACGAUCUCGCGCAAGCAGGCGGAAAAGCAAUUCGUGAAGCGACAGGCACGCGAUACACAAUUGGAUCGUCGACAAAUGUUUUGUAUGCCGCAGCGGGAGGCAGUGACGAUUAUGCGUUGGGAGCUUUGGGAAUUCCGUUUUCGAUCACGAUGGAAUUGCCACGCGGCGGAGUUGCUGGAUUUGAUCCGCCGCCAAGUGCAAUUGCGGGACUUGUGUCGGAAACGUGGAUCGGAAUUGAAGCGAUGGCGAGACAUCUUGCGAAAUAUUAUUCGGUUCGAGGCAAUGAGUCGAAAAAUGAAAUGACGUUUGAACGAUUUUAGACUUUUUAAGGCAAUUUUAAUUUAUUCUCUUCGAAAAAAAAAAUAA
Messenger RNA from Culicoides brevitarsis, 1520 nucleotides. Its product is annotated as carboxypeptidase B1-like. Gene Ontology annotation, biological process: proteolysis. Gene Ontology annotation, molecular function: zinc ion binding; metallocarboxypeptidase activity. The record is from RefSeq and is a predicted model, not a curated record. The transcript has 3 exons. Bases 125 to 1474 code for a protein of 449 amino acids. NCBI's taxonomy places the organism in Eukaryota, Metazoa, Arthropoda, Insecta, Diptera, Ceratopogonidae.